GUAAACGAUUAAAAUACAAUUUCUCCCAUUUGAUAUGUCUUUUAGGAACUCUCUGCAGAAUAUCCUUUCGAUACGAUUUUAGAAAAUGACAAUAGCCAAUAAAGCCUAAAUGAGCUGAUAGACAGUGUUAUCCAAGAAAGUUAUAACGUGCCUGUUCUGUCAGCAGCAAGAAUUGAAUUAAACAAUAACCAAAGUUCCGACAUCUCAGUUAUAGAUAUAUUGAAAAGUUUGCAACAAAAAAUAACGAUUGAUAAGAUUAACAAGUUUAACGUCUUUCGGAGCGAUAUUUUUAAUUGCUGCGUGCGCGCUAUGCGGCGUAAAACAUUUAAUCCUUUACAUAAAAUAUCGGUCAAGUUCAGCGAUUAUGAGGGAAAUGCUGAAGGGGCAAUAGAUGCAGGUGGACCAAGCAGGGAAAUGUUCCGCCUAGUGCUGGAAUACCUGAAAAAUAGUGAAUUAUUUACUGGGAAGAACAAAAAGCAUAUUACUCUUAAUAACCGAUGUAUUCAAGAUAAUCUAUAUGUUGAAGCUGGAAAAAUUAUUGCUUUAUCUCUGGUACAUGGCGGCCCUGGUCCACAUUUUUUUUCGCAAACAUUAUUUUCGUUACUAGCUUAUGGCCACGAAAAUACUGUACCUACUUUAGACGACGUAGACGAAGACAUUCGUACUGCAAUAGUUAAAUUACAAGAGUUGGAAAUCCUCUCUGAUUUACAAGAGAUGCUGAUAUCAGAAAAUAUAUUUUCUAUUGCUGGCUGUCAGUUCAUUUCCAAUAUGAAUGAAAAACAUACAAUUAUAACAGAUACCGUAAAGUUCUAUGCCAUUAAACGCAUAGAAAAUCCCUUGAAUCAGUUAAUUGAAGGGUUGAGUAUUUGCGGCCUUUAUGAACAAAUUCGGUUAUAUCCCCAUCUAUUCGAAAACCUAUUUUGCCAAGAGAAAUCACGACUGACGGCCGACAGUUUGGAAUGUACGUUCGUUAUGCAAUAUAGCGAAGUAGGUUCAAAUAAACGAUUACUAGAAAAUCGGGCGAUGUCAUAUUUUAGAGAUUUUCUGGCAGACUGUGAGGAAGAUGAAACAAUACAAAAUGAAGAAUGUCAAGAUAGAGAGCUGGAUGAGCAGCGGUCAGUUACACUAACUGAUGUUUUAAUCUUUGCUACUGGAGCAGAUGUGCUUCCCCCUUUAGGAUUUCCAGUUAAACCUACAAUUCAAUUUUUACAUGGUGAAGAUUCAAGGUCAUUUCCCAUGGCAAACACAUGUGGUCUUGAAUUUAAACUACCCACCUGCCAUUCAACAUACGAACAAUUUAAAGAAAACAUGAAUUUUGCUAUAGGAAAUUGCAAAAGCUUUGGUUUUGCAUAAUAUAACAUUUAUGUGCACUUAUUGAUAUUUAAAAUUUAGACCAAGUAGAAUUUAUAAUUAUACAUACCCUAGCGUAGACGUGUUCUACUUAUAAAGAUU
Photinus pyralis (common eastern firefly) is the source of this 1452-nucleotide messenger RNA. RefSeq names its product G2/M phase-specific E3 ubiquitin-protein ligase-like. Gene Ontology annotation, molecular function: ubiquitin-protein transferase activity. The record is from RefSeq and is a predicted model, not a curated record. Gene Ontology annotation, cellular component: nucleus. NCBI's taxonomy places the organism in Eukaryota, Metazoa, Arthropoda, Insecta, Coleoptera, Lampyridae.